AUGGAUGUAACUUUUGUGCUGGAGGAUGAGAGAACGUUCUGUAUUGAAGUGAGUGUAUUUGACUCGGUUCUUGAAAUCAAACAAAAAGUGCAGAAGUAUAAGGCCAUUCCCACUUCUUCCCAAACGCUAAUUUUCAACGGUCAAAUUCUUCAAAACGACGACGUCAUCUUCCACACUCAUAUCUCUCAGCAGUCUCGUCUGAAACUCCUAGUUGACCCUGAAUAUUUCGCCAACCGCUCCGUCACGUUGCCGCUGCAGUGCAUUGCCGAAAAGCCGGCAUCAAAUAGAGGCGAGCCAGAAGAGGUGGUGUUAACGAUUUCCCCCGCGCCAUCGGGGACGACAUUACCGCCGUUGUGUUUCGAAGACGAUUCAGCGAGUGCGUUGCCACCGUGGAAUCCAGAGUUUAAACCGGCUCCGCCUCCGCUUCUGCCAACGCCGCCGGCUACAGUCAGGUUAACAGUGAAAAUAGAUGAAUACAGAGCGAGGCCUUUCAUCUUAGAGAUGGAUCUGGACGACACCGUACUGCAGCUGAAGGAGAAGAUUUACAGAAUGAAGAAGACUAGAAACCUAAACCUAAACGAGAUGUCGGUGCAAAUAAAAUCGGGUGAGGAAUUGCGUGACCAAUUGUCGCUGCGAGAUUGCGGGGUGCUAAAUAUGUCAGUUGUUUACGUGCAUAGAAAAUCAGCAGAAGGAGAAGCACCACUGAAAUUUACUAUUCCGGUUGUGACCGCUGAUUGUGUUGGUAGUUUGGCAGCAAAGAUCGUGAAGAUUGCGGUGGUUCCGAAGGACGGAACUCAGAAGGUAGUGAUCGAGGUGAAUUUGUUUAACAGAGUGGAAGGUUUGAGGUACGAGUUGGAGAAAUCUCACAAGCAUGUUCUUCCCGAAAACAAUCGUUAUUUUUUCACUAACAAGAAAAAUGGCCAUGUGAUAACUGAAUCGCAUGCGUUUAACUGGUACGGGAUUAAAGACGGGGACGUCAUAGAAGUCACCCCAGAAUAUGUUUCGGAUGAAUCCAACUCCUGA
This is a messenger RNA of Vigna unguiculata (cowpea), 1023 nucleotides long. RefSeq lists its product as uncharacterized. The record is from RefSeq and is a predicted model, not a curated record. Gene Ontology annotation, molecular function: proteasome binding; ubiquitin binding; polyubiquitin modification-dependent protein binding. Lineage: Eukaryota; Viridiplantae; Streptophyta; Magnoliopsida; Fabales; Fabaceae. Gene Ontology annotation, cellular component: cytosol; nucleoplasm. Gene Ontology annotation, biological process: proteasome-mediated ubiquitin-dependent protein catabolic process.